GUUCCGACUGGUUAAGGAUGUUGGUGUGAGCUUCUUCUGAUUCGGAUUGUGGUUGUCUUUAAACGGGACCUCCCGCGGUAACAAUGGAAUUCUGCUUAGUGACCUCGUUCUCGUAACAUGGGAAAACGACACCUUCCAUGUAAAUAAUCUUCCCCGUUGUCUUUGCUGACAUGCUUCGCUGUUGUCUCUUUCUAUCUAACAAGAAAGACAGGUUUUGAAAUGAUGCAUCCGUUAAGAACAGUUGGAAGGGUAGACACUUUCGUACAGACUUUUCUGCUUGCCUGGAGUCGCAGAACGCCAGCUAUUUUGCCAACUAUAUGCUCGUCAGCCUCGCUUUUCGUUCUGCUUCGAAUAUAGGCCACUUUUUCUUGCUUCGGUCGUCCAUUUCUUCAUCGUCUUCUAGCGUGUUAUCGCUUUGAACCUCUCGGGCUAAGUAGGUGCUUUUUUCGGACGGCGACGGUCGCCGGUUCAGGUGGCGUCGAUCACAGUUGGGGUCCCGUCCGGCGCUCCCUAAUUGAAUCCGGCGUCCAUCCCUCUCCCGCGGUGCAGAACGAGUGUUUGACAGAGCUGUCAUCGAUUGUGGAAGAAACGCGAUUUCCCCUUCGUCACCCGGUGCACUGACAUCCCGAUCACGCGUCUCCCCCCUCGAGACUCCGUGCACGGAAGUCGACUUUCAAAAUCCCGCCGGAUUACUUGGAUCAGCAAAUUGAAGGAACGCACGACGCGAUGCUACUGUGUUCCUUCCCCUGGAACUGUGAUUCUCGCUGCCAUGGUGAGUGACAGCGACGCCAUGCUGAACAGCACCUGUCCCGCGCUCAAUGUGUCCGGGAACUGCACGCUGACUGCGGCGCUCGAGUUUCCACCGUACAUCAGGACAGCGGCAACGUUGGCCAUCGCCCUGUUGCUCACCUUGGGCACCGUGGGUAAUUUGCUCGUGCCGCUUGUGGUGUGCAAGACUAAGGACCUGCGAAACUCGACGAACCUUUUCCUCAUCAACCUCAGCGUAUCUGAUCUUCUCGUGCUUCUGGUGUGCAUGCCUACAGCCCUCGUCGAGCUGCAUUCUCAGCCUGAAGUCUGGAUCCUUGGUGAAGGAAUGUGUCGACUGAUCCCAUUCCUGGAACUGGCCGUAGCCCAUGUCUCCAUCCUGACUAUCCUGGCGAUCAGCUUCGAGCGUUACUACGCCAUCUGCAAGCCGCUCAAAGCCGGCUACACGUGCACCAAGAUGCGGGCGCUCGCCAUAAUCGCCACCAUCUGGGUGGUGGCCCUGCUGGUGACCAGCCCCAUGCUGGCCGUGUCCGAGUACGGCUCAGUGGAGUACUACGACGGAUCCAACGUGCUAUCGUGCGGCGUCUCGUACGGCGUCCUGUGGCGCAAAGUGUACAUCCUUGCGACCAUCGCACUCCUCUUUGUGCUGCCCUUCUUUAUCCUGGUCAUCGUGUAUUCCUGUAUCGCUCAACAUCUCAUGAUCCACGGUCGGGCCCUCAGCUGCUCGUCCUCGGAGCAAGCCCAAAUUAGGGCCCGCCGCCAGGUCGUGAUGAUGCUGGUCGCCGUUGUGCUGUCCUUCUUCCUGUGCCUACUGCCUUACCGGGUUUUCAUCGUGUGGAUUAUCGCCGCGCCGGAGCCAGUCCAGGCGCACAUAAGCCUCGAAGUCUUCUACAACCUGCUCUAUGUCUGUCGGCUCAUGCUCUACCUCAACUCGGCUAUAAACCCGAUACUCUACAACGCCAUCUCCUCCAAGUUUCGAGACGCUUUCUGCAGGCUCCUGGGCUGUCGACGUCACAGACUUCUACGGCAAUCCACGACGAACACACAGACCAGCACUUCGCUCACGUUCCAGAGCAGUCUCAAGAGCCGCUCCAGUAUCAACAACGGCGCCUUCAACAGUGUCGUGUCUGUUGGCGGGACGCCCCCGACAGCGAAGUCUGUGUGACCCAGACCGGCCAGGUUCAGGAAGUCAUCGCAGCCGACGAGCAGUCUCUCGCCUUGUCUUCACAGACAAAAGGCAGUGCAUUGCGAAUUGGAAUUGGUGGCCAGACAAGCCUUGACGCGAGGUGUCGCGUCCAGAGUACGUGCACCUGUUUUCGUGCACCAGUGUGAGUGAUGCUUAGACACGUGAUUGACUUCUACGCUGGUGUUUCACGUGUUCUUGUAUUCCACACACUCUUGAUUGAACAGUGAGACAACUGGAAGGAUAGACAGAGACUCAAGUCGUGUAUUGUUUAUAGCAUAAAGAAUGAGUAUAUAACAGUGGUAAUAUUUUGGGCAUUUUUAUAAUGCUGUGUUCGCAGCAGUGUGGCGCUCAAGGAUCCAACCUUCUUAGAUGUGGAACGAUGCUUCGAAAACAAGCUGUUGUGAUACGUGUUGAUAGUGAGUUUAAAAUCACGUCUAUUCGACUGUGUUCAUCGUCACUCAACCAUGUGACUAGCAGUGUUGCGAUAAGCUUGUUCAACAGUGUUUACAAGCAUCCGUGUUUUCCUUAUACUAUAGUUUGGCUGGAUCAUAAACACCACGGCAGUAGAUCACCAUUAAGACAGUGUUCUUGAGUACGUGUUUGUGUUAGUCAUCAAUUCAUCAAGUUCAACUUUCACAGUCCAUCUCGAGGGCGUCUCAAACGUCAGAAAAAAAAAAGUGGCUUAAGGGCAGAAUAUGGCUAUACCCACCAGGCAACCUUCAUUUCGAACGGUGCAAGAGAGAUUGGUGGAGGAUCAAACCUCCUUUCACAAGUCUCUCUCUUCUCUCUCAGAAAGUCAAUGAAAGAGAUGAAGGAGCUGUCCGGGUGGCUAUAUACACUUGCAUUACAAACACCUGUAUUUGAAAAUGCGACCCUAACUAUUUUUUUUUCCAGUUGGUGACGGUCACAGAGAGUAUUCACCCAGAGAGUCUUCAAAUUUCACGCAAAUAAGUUGGAAAGCCAAACAUUGGAAAGUGCGCAAAUGGUGCCUGCACUUUUGUUUACCCGCCGCACUACCACUAUCUAGUAUAGCAUAAGAGGAUAUCCUAGAAAAUUGUGGCUAGUGUCGUUCUGCAGGUACUUAUAACUCCAGCAGCCGGUGAACGGAUAUGUCAGGCUGUCUAGUGAUUGGGUGUAUUUAGCAACACAACGUAUUGAGAGUCCCCGGAAUGGACAGGUACUUGUAUGUUGUUGUUCUUUCGUUCACCCAGCGCUGCAUAUCAACACCUGCACUGCUCCUGUCAGUUUCCUCUGUGACCUUUUCAUAUAUUGUGCUGCUUGAACGGCCUUACGAUCAUUUUAUUGCAACGUUCGGCUGCUAAGACCAGACGUCUGUUAUACUAGGCUGGAGAGGGAUCGUUUAGUAGACUGCUUUGAAGGGGACUGGUACCACUUACGCGCAUCGCUUUGCGGAAUGUCGAAUUCUUUAGGUAACCGCGAACUGCAGAUAUUCUGGUAACCUUGGGAUGUUAUGCGGAUAGCGACUACUGGAGAAGAGCUUAGUGAGUACUGCACCGUAGGUCGACCUAUUUUGUCAGCAAAGGACUUCGAAAACAGUAUUCGAAAUUGAAAGUGAUGGAAACUUGCCGACACCGUGGUUAAAUUCGGUGACAAAUGUUACUGUGCCGAGAGUAUACUGUCUUCUUGAACUUAAUUUGGAAAAUACAUUGCAAACAUUCAUCUACCAAUAAUUCUCUUUUCGGCAAUUUUUACAUGGAAGAACCCGGUGGAAAAGUGGCUCAUUCGCCCCCUUGGAAAAGGUAUGGAAGGAGGGAUGUAAAUGCAAUCACGUGUUAGCGACAGCUUGAGAAAAACGACGACACAGCCAUUUGCCAGGUGAAAAUUGUGGAAUUCUUUCGAGGUCGACUGAUUUGACCAGACAAGUCAAGCUGUCCAGCUCUGCAGCGUGCAGGCCAUCGAAAUAAUCAGCCUCAGAUGCGCACUGUUGCUUUACCCAAAGAAGGCAUAGUUCACUAUUUAGUUGACUACGAGUUGACGAAGUCUCUUUCCGAAUGAAUUUCGUGAAUGGACAUUAAUUUAGUGAAUAACCGCGUUCCAACAUGACUCUGAACUCAACCUGUCAGGUUUUUUUUCUUCUUCUUCUUCCUUUGUGUCGAUUUCCUCUAGCCGUAUUAUGAAUACGCUGCAAACAACAACGUACCAAACGACUGCAACAAUGUAAGCGAAAUGCCUUCCUGUUUAUCCGUAUAACACCACACUUGAGACAUCACUCCCCUCAGGUGGGCAAAAGCAAUCCACAGACCGACCGCUGUGGCGUCGCUCAUGAUCUCAGUUGUCUCGC
Ornithodoros turicata is the source of this 4253-nucleotide messenger RNA. RefSeq names its product growth hormone secretagogue receptor type 1-like. Gene Ontology annotation, biological process: G protein-coupled receptor signaling pathway. NCBI's taxonomy places the organism in Eukaryota, Metazoa, Arthropoda, Arachnida, Ixodida, Argasidae. Gene Ontology annotation, molecular function: G protein-coupled receptor activity. The transcript is spliced from 2 exons. Gene Ontology annotation, cellular component: plasma membrane. The record is from RefSeq and is a predicted model, not a curated record. Bases 770 to 1930 code for a protein of 386 amino acids.